AUGGAACAAAAUCUCAAGUUGGGUUUGAGCAAAAGUGAUUUUCUUCCCAAUCCGGAAGUGUAUAGGCAUUUGGUAGGUCGUCUGAUUUAUCUUCUUAUAACACGUCCGGAAUUGUCAUAUUCAGUUCAGCACCUGUCCCAGUUCAUGAAAACGCCAAGAAUUGAUCAUAUGGAAGCUGCAUUGCGUGUUGUAAGAUACUUAAAGGGUACUCCGCGUCAAGGCAUUUUCUUAAGCUCAAAUUCUGACUUGACUCUAACCGCGUAUUGGGACUCGAACUACAACUCGUGUCCACUUACACGUCGCUCGUUGAGUGGUUAUGUUAUGUUUCUCGGUGGAUCUCUUAUAUCUUGGAAGACUAAGAAGCAAGAUAAGGUGUCCCACUCAUCUUCUGAAGCUGAGUAUCGCUCCAUGAGAAAUGCAUUGACAGAGGUGUUAUGGCUUCAGAAAUUGUUUGUUGAUUUGGGCUGUUCUCCAACAAAGCCAAUUCAUUUGUUUUGUGAUAGUGAAGCUGCUAUUCAUAUAUCGUCUAAUCCAGUGUUUCUUGAGCGCACUAAACAUAUUGAAUCUGAUUGUCAUGCUGUUAGAGAUGUGGUACAAGAUGGGACUCUCACAAUGGUUCAUAUUGGUACCCGUGAUCAGAUUGCGGACAUUUUUACCAAGGCGUUGGGACGUGUUCCAUUUGAAAAACUAUCAUCCAAGUUGGGCAUUUGUGAUCUCCAUGCUCCAACUUGA
Messenger RNA from Camelina sativa (false flax), 732 nucleotides. NCBI's taxonomy places the organism in Eukaryota, Viridiplantae, Streptophyta, Magnoliopsida, Brassicales, Brassicaceae. The record is from RefSeq and is a predicted model, not a curated record.